AUGUCUUCCGCACACCACAGUCGUAAGCCGUCAAGUAGAACAGCCCUGCCUCGACGAACGACUAAAGGCCCGCUGGACGCGCCGACAGACCCGUUGGCUCUAUCUACGACACCUGUACCCUCACCUCAAAACCAUACAGCACAGCUGUCGCCAAAGCAAGAAGUCAGUGAACCUAUAGAGGCGGCUGAACCAGCUACCCGACGACCACCAGCACCAAGCGAUCAGCAACAGGCGGCUCAAACUGAAGACGUGGCUGCGGUAGAGGAAAGAGAUCUCUCCUUCCUCCUCGAUGCCUCAAUCUACCAUCCUCUCUCUCAGCUGGAGAUCCCCGGCCCUUUUCGAAAGCCAUUUCUCCCGCCACUGAAGCCCGAAACUCCUCUCCAGACCGCCAUGCAACACCUGGAUUCACUCCUCUCUCAAUGCGACUUUCUACGUGCUGCCCAGCUGGCAGGCUCAAUCCUGGUGUCCGGCACGGUACGGCCUACGGACGCAAAAACUAUUUUCCGCUUGCUGGAGAUUCGGUACUCUUGUCUCGAACUGUCGGGGAAUUUGCUGUUUGCUGCACAGGAGGCCAAGGCGUUGGAGGAUCUGAGUUCCGGAUUUUACUAUGAUGAGCCGGCCUUCGAGCGAAGUGCAGAUGAAGAUGAUCUGGCUAGUACACACAAAGUGCCGAGCCAUAUAAUGCCCUUUUCUUUACGUUUGCAAGCGCUCAGACUGCAGAGCAUCGGCUUUUCAGACCCGAGGAGGGGUGUUUCUACGCUCUACGAUGUCGCGCUGGAAUGCAGAGAACAUUUGUCCUCUCCGCAUACGUCACCUGAGCAGAGAGAGCUGUGGGCAGAAAGGCUGAGUGAAGUGUCGAUCCGGGUUGUGAAUGCCUUGAUCGAGAUGGGAGAUAUCGAUUGCGCUGUGAGGACGCUCCAAGACAUGAAACCCAGAACUGAUGAUCACCUGGCACUCUGGACAUCCAGGAUGACACUGUUGAGAAUCAAGAUGGGCGAUAUUGUCGGAGCCCAAAAGUUAAUUGAUUCCGGAAAGCUUGGCUCGCAAGACAGGCUGAUACUUGGAUCUCUUCUCGCCAUUGCUGAAGGCCGAUAUGACGAUACGACAGCGGGUCUGUCUGACAACGAAGCCAGUGCUAAUUCAGAACUGGCAGCUCUCGUGAAACAGAACCUCGCAGUCGCGUAUCUAUAUCGAGGGGAAGUCCGAAAGUCCCGGCAGAUUCUGGAAAAGCUCGUCAAUGACGGACAUUCUUUCCAGACUUUGACAAUCAACCUUGCUACCAUCUACGAUUUGACUUCAGAUCGAUCGCGGGAGUUGAAAACGUCGAUGGCCUCGCAGAUCGCCAGUCGUCAGAGGGAAUCCGGUUAUCUACGCGCGUUUGUGAAUGCCGACUUCAAGUUGUGA
Molecule: messenger RNA, 1404 nt
Organism: Fonsecaea nubica
Lineage: Eukaryota; Fungi; Ascomycota; Eurotiomycetes; Chaetothyriales; Herpotrichiellaceae
Exons: 1
Coding region: 1-1404 (467 amino acids)
Cellular component (GO): Golgi apparatus; TRAPP complex
Source: RefSeq, a predicted model, not a curated record